Molecule: messenger RNA, 1799 nt
Organism: Acanthaster planci (crown-of-thorns starfish)
Lineage: Eukaryota; Metazoa; Echinodermata; Asteroidea; Valvatida; Acanthasteridae
Product: histone deacetylase complex subunit SAP18-like
Biological process (GO): negative regulation of DNA-templated transcription
Cellular component (GO): nucleus
Molecular function (GO): transcription corepressor activity; transcription factor binding
Source: RefSeq, a predicted model, not a curated record
AGAGACGCAGAUCGAAAACGAUCAUUCAAUGCAGUUCAUCUUUUUUGUUGGAACUGGCUCUCCAUAACCAGACCAAAACAUCUGAGAAUUUGGAAGGGCGCCCUCAUCUCAGCAUUGUAAGAAUUUGCACAUAAUGGCGUCCUUCAUCGGAUCACGCGUGACAGAAGUAGAGAACAAACCUGUUGAAAAGCCGGUCGACCGGGAAAAGACAUGCCCCCUGCUGCUGAGAGUGUUCUGCAACUCGGGUCGUCACCACAGAGUGGAGGAAUUUGACCGUGGGAGAGUACCACCAAAUGAGCUGCAGAUAUACACCUGGAUGGACGCAACACUAAAAGAGCUGUCCAGCCUGGUCAAGGAGGUCAACCCUGAGGCCCGACGCAGGGGAACCUUCUUCAGCUUUGCGACCGUCUCGCCGGACAACAGACGACCCGGCUACCACCUCACCAACAUCGGCAUGACCUGCUCGGGGCGGAAGGGCCCCGACGACGCACUCACACUGUCCUCGACAUCCUUCCAGAUUGGGGACUACGUGGACAUUGCCAUCUCGCUGCCGACGCGAGGCGGCGGUCCCCCGCCGCUGAGACGAGACAGCUGGGGACGGAUGUAAGAUUCCACAAGAGCUUGUUUUUAGAGUUGGGAUGUUCGCUUUUCAUUGGGAGACGGCAACAGGUCAUUUGCUCAAUUGUCAACUUUAAACCAGCAGAGAAGCUUAAACACGUGUCACCAGAGCCACUUUCAAGUGACAGGUCAUUGGUAAAGAAACUUGCACAGUGCAGAUCAGUAAGUUCUCUCAACAUUGUUCACUUACACACUGGGGAUUUUGUCAUGUGUUAACUAGCAUUCCCCCAAGAGUGUUACCCUCGUCAACUGUUGUGACAAAGUUUACUGAAAAUUGUGCCCGUAGUAGAUUUCAUGUGAACUACAAUUUUUCCCUUUCUUAUUCCGGUUUCUGACAUUAUCAUGCCAUGAGGGCACCGUCUGCUGCCAUUUAUGGACGAGGCCUCUAAACCUUGUCCGUGGUCGCCAACGACCAUUGUUAUAGCCUUCUAAGGAAACCGGUGAUUUUGUGUGGCCGUUGAUUGGCUCUGUGUCGUCCAUCGCUUCCAACGCAUAAAGAUGGGAAACUGUCCGUUACAAGUUCCCUUGUGCUUUCAUGCAGAAAAAGAGGCUACCCUCUUUUUGUCAAGGGAGCAACGCAUUCUUCCUAAGCACAUGUAACUUGAACAUAGUGCAAACAGUUUGAUGAAGCGACUGGUACCAAUUACAGAUUUCUUUUUGAAUUGAUUCGUUUGUAGUUAUUAGGAAUAGACGUACUUGUAACAUCACUGUCAUUUUUGUAAAGUUAUUUUGUCGUUUGCCUUGCUCUUGGCUGGUGGUGUAGCCAUGCAGAGGAGCAAGUUUUUAUAAAGUUGAAUGUAAGACAGUUGGUCGAUUUGCUAGAAAUAAAGCAGGUAAGUUUACAUGUCGUCAGACGGAAAUUUAUUUGUACAUCUCUUUUUUUCAAUGGAAGGUAGUUAUUUGUUCAUCACAAUUUGUGCCCAAGACAUGAGCAGGGUCCCAGCAGAGACUCCUGACUUGAUGAAAUAUUUGCACCUGUAUGUACUAAGAUUACAUCGAUGCAAAAUGUAACAAUACCAUUGUUUGUAAUUCAGUACACAGCUAAAGUUGUAACAGGGUGCAGGAUUUGGCAAUGUGACAUUGUUUCGAACUGAAAAAGGUUACUGUUCGUGCACUGUGCUUGUCUACUUAUAUAACCUGUGCAUAAACAGCAAGAGUACACUUGCCAAAAUCUUCAUAAU